Solanum verrucosum is the source of this 1666-nucleotide messenger RNA. RefSeq names its product MLO-like protein 12. Lineage: Eukaryota; Viridiplantae; Streptophyta; Magnoliopsida; Solanales; Solanaceae. The record is from RefSeq and is a predicted model, not a curated record. Gene Ontology annotation, biological process: defense response. The transcript has 15 exons. Gene Ontology annotation, cellular component: membrane. The coding region runs from base 54 to 1610 and encodes 518 amino acids.
AAAUAUAUCCUUUUAACAGUACUAUAGACUUAAUUGAUUUGUGUAUCGAAUUGAUGGCUAAAGAACGGUCGAUGGAGGCAACCCCUACUUGGGCGAUUGCUGUGGUUUGCUUCAUCUUGCUCGCUAUUUCCAUUUUUAUUGAACAAAUUAUUCAUCACAUUGGAGAGUGGUUACUGGAAAAGCGGAAAAAGCCUCUAUAUGAAGCACUUGAAAAGAUCAAAGCUGAACUUAUGCUGUUGGGAUUCUUAUCACUGUUGCUGACAGUGUUGCAAGAACCAGUUUCUAACUUAUGCGUCCCCAAGAGUAUUGGUUAUUCAUGGCAUCCUUGUAAGCCAAAGGGAGACGCCCAGUCUGAAUAUGAGGUUACUUCAUGUGACAAAAAGGGAAAAGUCCAAUUUGCAUCUUCAUAUGCAAUACACCAGCUCCAUAUCUUCAUCUUUGUGUUGGCAGUUGCUCAUGUAUUGUACUGUAUAGCAACUUUUGCUUUGGGCAGACUAAAGAUGAGAAAAUGGAGGGCAUGGGAGGAUGAAACAAAAACAAUUGAGUACCAAUUCUACAACGACCCUGAGAGAUUCAGAUUUGCAAGGGAGACCUCGUUUGGACGUAGGCAUAUGCAUUUCUGGAGCAAGUCGCCCGUCUUGCUCUGGAUAGUUUGUUUCUUCAGGCAAUUCUUCUCAUCAGUAGCAAAAGUUGACUAUUUAACCCUUAGACAUGGGUUCAUGAUGGCACAUUUAACUCCACAAAAUCAAAAUAAUUUUGAUUUUCAAAUAUACAUUAACAGAGCAGUUGACAAAGACUUCAAAGUUGUUGUUGGAAUAAGUCCUGCAUUAUGGCUCUUCACGGUGCUAUAUUUUCUGACUACUACCGAUGGAUUGUACUCGUAUCUUUGGGUGCCAUUUGUCCCACUUGUAAUUAUAUUGCUGGUUGGCACAAAACUUCAAAUGAUCAUAACAGAAAUGGGAGUAAGGAUUUCAGAAAGGGGAGACAUAGUAAAAGGUGUACCAGUGGUGGAGACUGGAGACCAUCUUUUCUGGUUUAAUCGCCCUGGCCUUGUGUUAUUCUUGAUUAACUUUGUGCUCUUUCAGAAUGCGUUUCAAGUUGCUUUCUUUGUUUGGAGUUGGUGGAAAUUUGGAUUUCCAUCUUGCUUUCAUCGGAAUGCUGCAGACCUAGCCAUAAGGCUAACCAUGGGGGUGAUCAUACAGGUCCAUUGCAGCUAUGUGACUCUCCCUCUUUAUGCCUUAGUUACCCAGAUGGGUUCAUCAAUGAAGCCUAUCAUCUUUGGUGAUAAUGUGGCAACAGCUCUUAGAAGCUGGCACCAUACAGCGAAAAAGCGGGUGAAACAUGGGCUAUCAGGACACACCACCCCUGCCAACAGCAGACCAACCACACCAUUGCAUGGUACCUCCCCUGUUCACUUAUUACGCGGUUAUCCACAAUAUAAUGAGGAUAGUGUUCAAGCAUCUCCACGGACAUCCAACGUCGAAAAUGAAGGGUGGGCUAAUGAAAUAUCCAAUGACAAUCAGGAGGGAGAGAUCCUGCAGCAUGCCUCCACUGAUCAUAACAAGCAAAUUGAGAUUACAAUGUCAGAUUUCACUUUUGGAAACAAAUAAAUGAUCAAUGUAUAUGUAAAAACUAAUCUCCUCUUCAUUGUUUAAGUUCAUUACUG